This is a messenger RNA of Penaeus monodon (black tiger shrimp), 603 nucleotides long. Its product is annotated as vegetative cell wall protein gp1-like. The coding region runs from base 1 to 603 and encodes 200 amino acids. The record is from RefSeq and is a predicted model, not a curated record. NCBI's taxonomy places the organism in Eukaryota, Metazoa, Arthropoda, Malacostraca, Decapoda, Penaeidae. The transcript has a single exon.
AUGACCAGCAUGUUCCUAGCAUGUCCUAAAAUCCAUCAACGGAUCCGAACACCCUGCUCUGAAAACGUCCCAAAGUAUGAGGACAAAUCCCUAACAUAUCCGAACAUCUCCCGAAAUGUCUGUUCCCAACGCCCCCCCCCCCCGAAAACGUCCCCCGAAAACGUCCCGAAAACGUCCACGGAAGUCCCCCAAACGUCCCCAAUAACGUCCCGAAAACGUCCCGAAAACGUCCACGGAAGUCCCCAAAACGUCCCCAAAACCGACCCCACCCCCCCUAGUAACAUCCUUCACCCUCCCCCAACCCCAACCCCCGACUUCCCGCCAACUCCUCCGCCUUUCCCGACAUCCCGACUUCCCGACAUCCCGACUUCCCGACAUCCCGACUUCCCGACAUCCCGACAUCCCGACUUCCCGACAUCCCGACUUCCCGACUUCCCGACAUCCCGACUUCCCGACAUCCCGACUUCCCGACAUCCCGACUUCCCGACAUCCGACUUCCCGACAUCCCGACUUCCCGACUUCCCGACUUCCCGACAUCCCGACUUCCCGACUUCCCGACUUCCCGACAUCCCGACUUCCCGACCGACAAUUCACCACCGAUAA